AUGGCUUCCGCUCGGCAGAAACUUGGUUUGUGUGCCUCUCUUUUAAAAAGACAGCUAAUCAGUCAGCCAGAUGUCAUCAUGUGGAAAAGAAGAGUGGUUCUAGGAUGUACCAGAAGUAUUUACAGUGCCACGGGGCAGUGGACCAAAGAGUACACCUUGCAGACAAGAAAGGAUGUGGAGAAAUGGUGGCAUCAACGAAUCAAAGAGCAAGUCUCCAAAGUGUCAGAUGCUGAUAAAUCAAAGCCCAAGUUUUACGUGUUGUCCAUGUUCCCGUAUCCUUCCGGCAAGCUCCACAUGGGCCAUGUGCGGGUCUACACCAUCAGUGACACCAUCGCGCGGUUCCAGAAGAUGAGAGGGAUGCAGGUCAUCAAUCCCAUGGGAUGGGAUGCAUUUGGAUUGCCUGCCGAAAAUGCAGCUAUUGAGAGAAAUUUGCAUCCAGAAAGCUGGACCCAAAGUAAUAUCAAGCACAUGAGGAAACAACUUGACCAACUGGGCCUGUUUUUCAGCUGGGAUCGGGAAAUAACCACAUGUUUGCCAGAGUACUACAAGUGGACUCAGUACCUCUUUAUUAAACUCUAUGAAGCUGGCCUGGCCUAUCAAAAGGAGGCACUGGUGAACUGGGACCCCGUAGACCAGACGGUGCUUGCCAAUGAGCAGGUGGACGAGCAUGGCUGUUCCUGGCGCUCGGGAGCGAAGGUGGAACAGAAGUACCUCCGGCAGUGGUUCGUUAAGACCACUGCAUACGCGAAGGCCUUGCAGGACUCCUUGGCAGACCUUCCAGACUGGUAUGGAGUCAAAGGCAUGCAGGCCCACUGGAUUGGGGACUGUGCAGGCUGCCAUCUGGACUUCGCAUUAAAGGUCGACGGGCAGGCCACAGCUGAGAAGCUGACCGCCUACACAGCCACCCCAGAGGCCAUUUACGGCACUUCCCAUGUGGCCAUCUCUCCCAGCCACAGACUCCUCCACGGGCUCAGCUCUCUGAAGGAAGUCUUCCGGAACGCCCUUGUCCCUGGCACAGAUUGCCUCACGCCUGUGACUGCUGUGAACAUGCUCACGCAGCAGGAGGUCCCAGUGGUUGUCAGGGCCAAGGCAGACCUCGAGGGCGCUCUGGAUUCAAAGAUCGGAAUUCCCAGCACCAGCUUAGAAGACACCGCCGUAGCCCAAACUCUAGGUCUUCCCUACACUGAAGUUCUUGAAACUUUGCCAGAUGGCACAGAGAGACUCGUCAACUCAGCUGAGUUCACAGGUAUGACCCGGCAGGAUGCCUUUCAAGCCCUGACUCAGGAAGCCCGGAACAAGAGGGUGGGCGGAGACGUGACCAGUGAGAAGCUAAAAGACUGGCUGGUGUCCCGGCAGCGGUACUGGGGCACGCCAAUCCCCAUCAUCCACUGCCCGGCCUGUGGCCCGGUGCCUGUUCCUCUGGAGGACUUGCCCGUGACCUUGCCCAGCAUCUCAUCGUUCACUGGCAAAGGAGGCUCCCCACUGGCCACAGCUUCAGAGUGGGUGAACUGCUCCUGCCCCAGGUGCAAGGGGGCCGCCCAGAGAGAGACAGACACCAUGGACACCUUUGUCGAUUCUGCCUGGUACUACCUCAGAUACACUGACCCUCACAACACGCAAAGCCCCUUCAGCACAGCCUUGGCAGACUUCUGGAUGCCUGUGGAUCUGUACAUCGGAGGAAAAGAGCACGCUGUCAUGCAUUUGUUUUACGCCAGGUUCUUCAACCACUUCUGCCACGAUCAAAAUAUGGUCAAACACAGAGAGCCUUUCCAUAAGCUGCUGGCUCAGGGUCUCAUCAAGGGGCAGACAUUCCGCCUUCCAUCUGGACAGUAUCUACGGAGAGAUGAAGUAGACCUCACAGGUACUGUUCCCGUGCAUUCAAAAACAAGAGAGGCGUUAGAGGUGACGUGGGAGAAGAUGAGCAAGUCCAAGCACAACGGCGUGGACCCCAAGGACGUGGUGGAGCAGUACGGCAUCGACACCAUGCGGCUCUACGUCCUUUUCGCCGCCCCUCCCGAGAAGGACAUCUUGUGGGAUGUGAAGACUGACGCGCUUCCCGGGGUGCUGAGAUGGCAGCAGCGUCUGUGGUCCUUGACAACGCGAUUCAUCGAGGCCAGGGCUUCUGGGAAGGGCCCCAGGCCUGAGCUGCUGAGUAACAAGGAGAAAGCCGAAGCCCAGAAGCUUUGGGAGUACAAGAACUCGGCCGUCUCUCAGGUGACCGCCUGUUUCACAGAGGACUUCUCUCUGAACUCUGCGAUUUCUCAGCUGAUGGGACUCAGUGGCACCCUGUCGCAAAUGUCCCAGCGGGUGGUCCUGCACAGCCCCGAGUUCGAGGACGCACUGUGUGCUCUGCUGGUAAUGGCUGCCCCGAUGGCCCCUCACAUCACCUCAGAGCUCUGGGCAGGCCUGGCGCUGGUGCCACAGAAGCUGUGUGCUCACUACGCCUGGGACACCGGCGUGAUGCUGCAGGCGUGGCCAGCCGUGGACCCUCACUUCUUCCAGAAGCCUGACAUCGUGGAGAUGGCUGUGCUGAUCAACAACAAAGCCUGCGGCAGAAUCCCCGUGCCCCAGCACGUGGCCCAGGACCAGGACAAAGUGCACGAGCUUGUCCUCCGGAGCGAGCUGGGGGUCAAGCACUUGCAGGGGCGCAGCAUUACGAAGGCCUUCCUCUCCCCCAGAACCGCCCUCAUCAACUUCCUGGUGCAGGAAUGA
This is a messenger RNA of Elephantulus edwardii (Cape elephant shrew), 2712 nucleotides long. RefSeq names its product leucyl-tRNA synthetase 2, mitochondrial (gene LARS2). The coding region runs from base 1 to 2712 and encodes 903 amino acids. Lineage: Eukaryota; Metazoa; Chordata; Mammalia; Macroscelidea; Macroscelididae. The transcript has 20 exons. Gene Ontology annotation, molecular function: ATP binding; leucine-tRNA ligase activity; aminoacyl-tRNA deacylase activity. Gene Ontology annotation, cellular component: mitochondrion. The record is from RefSeq and is a predicted model, not a curated record. Gene Ontology annotation, biological process: leucyl-tRNA aminoacylation; mitochondrial translation.